This is a messenger RNA of Solanum stenotomum, 1056 nucleotides long. Its product is annotated as annexin Gh1-like. Bases 1 to 951 code for a protein of 316 amino acids. The transcript is spliced from 5 exons. Gene Ontology annotation, cellular component: cytoplasm; cytosol. The record is from RefSeq and is a predicted model, not a curated record. Lineage: Eukaryota; Viridiplantae; Streptophyta; Magnoliopsida; Solanales; Solanaceae. Gene Ontology annotation, molecular function: calcium-dependent phospholipid binding; calcium ion binding.
AUGGAAAGUCUAAAAAUUCCAGAAUUGGUUCCUUCUGCAGCUGAGGAUUCUCAACAACUAAGGAAAGCUUUUGUAGGAUGGGGAACAGAUGAAGCGUGUAUUAUUAAGAUCUUGGGUCAUCGAAAUGCAGCACAACGAAAGCUAAUCAGAGAAACUUAUGAAGCAACUUAUGAAAAGGAUCUUCUCCAAGACUUGGAUGGAGAAAUAUCAGGUGACUUUCAGCGUAUAGUGCAUUUGUGGACUAUGGCUCCAGCUGAACGCGAUGCAUGCUUGGCUAACGAGGCUAUCAAACAUCUGCCUGGUAGCAACUGCAUUAUCAUGGAAAUUGCUUGUGCCAGGUCUUCUGUUGAUCUCUUUAAGGUGAGGCAGAACUACCAAGCUCGUUACAAGAAAUCGCUUGAAGAAGAUGUUGCUGAUCACUCAACAGGGGAUUUUCGUAAGCUUUUGGUUUCUCUUGUAACUGCAUUAAGAUAUGAGGGAGAAGAGGUGAACAUGGAAUUAGCAAGUGAUGAAGCAAAGAUACUACAUGAGAAGAUCUCUGAUAAGGCUUAUAGUGAUGAGGAGUUCAUCAGAAUUCUUUCGAUUCGGAGUAAAACUCAGCUCAAUGCAACAUUUAAUCAGUACAAUGACAAAUUUGGCAAUGCCAUCAACAAGGAUUUGAGAGCCAAUCCUAAGGAUCAAUACUUGACCUUACUCAGAUCAGCAAUAAAGUGUUUGAUGGAACCCGAGAAGUACUUUGAGAAAGUUCUUCGAUUAGCAAUGAAGGGGUUUGGCACAGACGAAGAGUCUCUUACUAGAGUUGUUGCCACUCGAGCUGAAGUCGAUAUGGAGCUCAUCAAAGAGAAGUACUACAAGAGGAACAGUGUGACUCUGGAGAGUGCAAUUUCUGAUGACACUUCAGGAGACUAUGAGAAAAUGCUUUUAGCCUUAAUUGGCCAUGGAAAUCUUUGAAUGAUACAAGUAUGUUGUAGGAUAUGAGAAGUGUUCCUUAAAUUCUGCAGUUUUUGAGUUUUAGUUCAAGAAUGUGUGGCAUAUGUCCCAUAAGAGUUAGCUUCU